Fusarium falciforme is the source of this 927-nucleotide messenger RNA. RefSeq lists its product as hypothetical. Bases 1 to 927 code for a protein of 308 amino acids. NCBI's taxonomy places the organism in Eukaryota, Fungi, Ascomycota, Sordariomycetes, Hypocreales, Nectriaceae. The record is from RefSeq and is a predicted model, not a curated record. The transcript is spliced from 3 exons.
AUGAGCAACAAUAUCGAUGAAUCAAAGUCGAAUGACGUUCAGCCACUGGCAACCUCAGACAGGCCCCCUUGGUUGGCACAUGUGGAGGAUAGAAUAGCUGAGGGAAAUGAACAAUUCGACUCUGGCGCCAUGUACUUUGAGAUUAUCCGAGAUUUGCUCCUCGCACCCGACAGCGACGACACUGCAAUCCCCAAGGCCAUCAAACGGUUCCACGAGCAUUACGUUGCUGGUUUUGCCGGAAAAGACUUUGGGAGAAGACAGCCGCCUGAGUAUGCCGCUGGGGACAUCCUAAAUGAGAUCUCCAUCGCUGUCUUUGAGACAGUGGGCAAAAUUUCCUUCACGGACAUCAGACAUGACAGGCUUGCCAACUUCUUGAUUGGUAUCAAGCGCGAUGCAGCAGAUGAGUUCAGCAAGGAGGUGAGCUCCCUUAAUUUGUUGACCAUCAUUGUCCGCAGUCAUGCCCAGGGAGUUACCAGAGACAAAGAAUUCCGGACUGCGAGCCAGACUUCUCAUUCAUGGGUCAACAAAUCAGCUCUACUAGCGAAGCUCUUCAGCGCAGGCCUGUUGGAUGCUGACGGGACCCGUUGGAUUUCCGGCGAUUUUGAAAGUGCUUUCGAAACACGUACUUCAGGAGAAUUAGCAACCAACAUUGGUCGAAAGGCCCAAGUUGUUGCGCAGGCUAACUACAUUCUGAUUGCAGGAGAUGCCUACAUCAAGGAAGUGAAACAGCCUGCAAAAAAGUACCGCGUUGAGGUGACGCCAGCAAGGUGGAAGCUCUGGGCCUCGAAGCUACAGGAGGUUGCGGAUACAGCAAGCAUAGAUGCAGAAUGGGAUCUCAAGAGCAGGGCUCAGAAGGCUUAUGAGAAGAUGGUUGAAUUAUACCCGGAGGCGUUCAAGACAGAAGAGACGCAGGUGGACAAGGUUUGA